Messenger RNA from Lemur catta (Ring-tailed lemur), 2808 nucleotides. RefSeq names its product zinc finger B-box domain containing (gene ZBBX). Gene Ontology annotation, molecular function: zinc ion binding. Gene Ontology annotation, cellular component: motile cilium. The record is from RefSeq and is a predicted model, not a curated record. Lineage: Eukaryota; Metazoa; Chordata; Mammalia; Primates; Lemuridae. The transcript has 20 exons. Gene Ontology annotation, biological process: cilium movement. Bases 132 to 2645 code for a protein of 837 amino acids.
CGGUAACCAAGGAGACCGAGGCUGAAGGUCCUGGCUGCUUCCCGCGGCGGGCGGUGGGGACGCGAGAGGCUGGGGUCUCCAGAAGUUUAUACAAAUCCCAAUAAUUUCCAGAAAAUAUUAAGACAGUAAUCAUGAACACCAAAGAUUUUGUAGUUCUUCCAUGGGGAAAACCUGGAAAUUCUAUAAAGCUAAAAUAUAAAAAUGCUCAAGAACUGCGAAUGGAGAAAAUAAGGUUAGAGUUGGAGAACCAAGAGAUGGCAAAGAAACUACAAGAAUUCCAAUCAACAAAGAGCAAAGAAAAGAAAGAAAGAGAGUCAAGUGAAUAUCAUUGGAAAUCUGGAAAAGUGGACAAAUUGGGUAAUCAAUCACACAUGAUGUCACAGAAUAGAGGAAAUUUUAUUAAGCUUUCUGCUGGAAAAGUGAAAUUAAAAUUACUGAAGGAGCAGAUUCAAGAGCCAGUGAAACAACCAGUUAAUUAUAAAAUGGCAAAUUCUUUUGAAAGUGAAAAUCCCAAGAUAAAAGGGAAGGUUUGUGGACAGUGUGAGAACAAAGCUGCUCUACUAGUGUGCCUUGAAUGUGGAGAAGAUUAUUGUUCCGGGUGCUUUGCUAAAAUUCACCAGAAGGGGGCACUAAGGCUCCAUAGAACAACUCUUCUGCAGGCAAAAUCUCAAAUAUUAUCCAGUGUAUUGGAUGUUGCGCAUCGGUUUAUAAAGGAAGUUAAUCCAGAUGAACCCAAAGGGGAGAAUAUUUCUACAAAAGAAACCAGCAAAAGUCAGCAUAAACCCAAAUCUCCACUUCUGCAGGGGAGCAGCUCUGAGGUAGAAAUUACAACAACAAAAAAAGCAGAAUGUACAAAACCAAGAGAUAGGCUGUUGGGUGAAGGAUUAUUCGAUGAAGAAGCUUCUGCCCAGUCCUUUCAGGAAGCGUUAAGUCAGUGGAGAACUAGCAAUCACGAUGACAACGAGAAACAGUCUUCACAUGCAGUAAAACCAGACUCAUUGGAAGAAUGUGAAGUACAGACUAAUCUGAAAAUUUGGAGAGAACCACUUAAUAUUGAAUUUAAAGAAAACAGUCUAUCCUACAUGGAAAAAUUAUGGCUUAAAAAACACAGGAGAACUCCACAAGAGCAACUUCUUAACAUGUUACCGGAUACAUUUACACAUCCAUGUAAAACCACUAGUGAGGCACAGUGUUCUCAAAAUGAAAAUGAUGAAGAUAGUGAUGUUGGAGAGAUCAAAGUACAACAUCCAGAUCCUUUCUUGCCAGUUGAAGAAUUAAACAUAGAGAGACCUGAACCAUCUCUAAAGAUUGUCGAACUGGAUGAUACAUAUGAAGAGGAAUUUGAAGAACUGGGAAACACUGUGCCUUACAAAGUUGAAUUAGCUGAUGAAGACACUCAACAAAGUUAUGCAUUUCAUGAUUAUCAGAAGAAUAAUUUUCCAUAUGAAAAUGACAUCUAUCGUCAUCAUAUUUUCAACAAGGGGAAAAUAGACCUCUCACAUCUUUGUCUGAGAAACAGCCCUACAUAUUGCAAAGAUAAUUCAAAAGCAGGAACUUCAAAUACAGAUUUUAACAACACUGUGGAUUCUGAUGUUUAUUCUUCUGACAUUGAAAAAAUGGAGGAAAGCAGCAUCUUUGAAAGAAAUUUAAAAGAAAAAAGUAUAGAUAUAAAAAGUAAUCAAAAGUCUGAUGAUUCCUAUAUAUCACCUGGGAGCAAAGAUUCUUUGCCAAGUGUAGAUUUAGAAAAACCUUCCAUCGAAGAGAAAUUAUCUCAAAACAUCAAAGAAUCCUUGGUAUUUAGCAAUCUUCAUGGGAGGCCAAAUGUUGAAGAUUCUACCACUAGAAAGUCAUCACUGUUGUUACAAGAAAUAGCCGUCAAAAGUAAGCCUAUAACUGAACAAUAUCAAGGACUUGAGAGGUUCUUUAUUUUUGAUGAAAAUGAAAGAGCCAACUUACUUCCUUCUCAUGCAUUAGAAUGCAGCUAUUCCAGUACUGGGAUUACAUUUGCAGACACAGAAUGGAUCCCAGACCAUAGCGUAAGUGCACAUGCUGAUAAUGCAGUUGUUUUGGGCAUUCUGCAGAGUGCCCAGAAUCCACCAUCAAAUAGAAAACAGCCAAAGACAGGCCAGAAAUCACAGAGACCUUCAACAGCAAAUUUACCAUUUUCCAACUCUGUUAAAAAAAGCUCCAGCUGCCUUUCAUCCUCUCAUCUUCGAUCGAGAAGUGCAUCUGCUCGAUCAUUAUCUAGAGCUGCUUCUGAAAUUUCAGAAAUUGAAUAUAUUGAUAUUACUGACCAGUAUGAGCUUUUCUUUGAUAACACCGCUGACCAACAAACCUUAGACAGUUUGGAAAAAGAAUUAAAUGUGCUGAGAAAUCUUUCAGAUCCUUCAGAAAAAAUUUACAGCCUAACCUCAGAAGAGUUACCAGCUUUCAACAACCAUUCAGGGAAUGUAAGUCGGACUCCCACAGAUUUCCUUAAAACCUCACAUGAGAGGGGUCCCUGUGGAGUUGAAGAAUUGAGCUGUUCUGGAAGAGAUACUGAAAUUCAGGCUUUGCUGUCACUUUCUGAGAGCAGUACAGAUGAAGAGGAAGAAUUUCUUGACAAGCAACAUGUCAUCACACUACCGUGGUCAAAGAAUACUUAAUGAUUCUUUGUUUAUUACCUUUUCCAUUUUGUACUCAGAGUAAAGCAAACAACUGAAAAAAGUAACCAAGUUAUUACCUGUUUAGGUACAAGAGAUUUUGAUAAUUAAUGUCUUUGAUGUUUCAAGUCUUGAGAACUAAUAAAGUUCAGUAAAAUUACAAGUU